Molecule: messenger RNA, 9767 nt
Organism: Chiloscyllium plagiosum (whitespotted bambooshark)
Lineage: Eukaryota; Metazoa; Chordata; Chondrichthyes; Orectolobiformes; Hemiscylliidae
Gene: rhobtb2a
Product: Rho related BTB domain containing 2a
Biological process (GO): small GTPase-mediated signal transduction
Molecular function (GO): protein binding; GTPase activity; GTP binding
Source: RefSeq, a predicted model, not a curated record
ACCAGUGGGCGGGGGAUGCACCAGUCUGCGCCAAUCGAGAUGGGAAAAGGAGGUGGGCGCAGUUUCUCUGAGACCUCGCUCUCCACUGCAGAGUCUCUGCUCUUUGUGUUUUUUUUUGUGAAUGAAGUAAUAACUGCAGCGUGAGCCUGUUUCGGCCGAUGGGCAGGAAAACAAUCUGACUUCACGCAUAGAUCUGCAGCCCUUGUUGCCACCUCUCCAAUUGCCACCCCCUCCCCGCAACUCCAUCUUCUCUCUCCCACAUUCAGGAGUCAGGCGCAGGGCGCUGUAAUUUCUGCGGAAAGAUGAUUUCUUCAGGGAUUUCGGCUUGUGGCGCGAUUCUCUUGUCUUCGUUCAUAGCGUGAAGUCAUUCCCUUUGCGACAAUGUCGAAUUAUUUAUUCUUAAUUGAUACACUAUUCAAAUGGAUACGAUGACGAAGGUGCCUGCGAUUCACUGAAAAAAAAAGGCGAACCGAGAGGAACCUACUUCCUUAUUGAAGAAAGAUUUUCCAUUCUGCACGCCCAUGGGUUGAUGGAUACAAAUAUGGACUACGAAAGACCAAACGUAGAAACCAUCAAGUGUGUGGUCGUGGGCGACAACGCAGUAGGAAAGACCAGGCUAAUCUGUGCAAGAGCAUGUAAUGCCACCCUGACACAAUACCAACUAUUGGCCACUCAUGUACCAACAGUCUGGGCCAUUGACCAGUACCGUGUGUGCCAAGAGGUUCUGGAACGUUCACGUGAUGUGGUUGAUGAUGUCAGUGUUUCACUGCGGCUCUGGGAUACAUUUGGUGAUCAUCACAAGGAUAGGCGCUUUGCCUAUGGCAGAUCUGAUGUGGUUGUGCUUUGUUUCUCCAUUGCAAACCCCAACUCACUGCAUCACGUAAAGACCAUGUGGUACCAGGAGAUUAAACACUUCUGUCCACGUGCCCCUGUCAUUUUGGUAGGCUGCCAGUUGGACUUGCGGUACACGGACCUGGAAGCUGUUAAUCGUGCACGGAGGCCUCUUGCAAGGCCAAUACGACACAAUGAGAUUUUGCCUCCAGAAAAAGGUCGUGAGGUCGCCAAAGAAUUGGGAAUCCCCUAUUAUGAAACCAGCGUGGUGGCCCAAUUUGGCAUUAAAGAUGUCUUCGAUAAUGCCAUCAGAGCUGCCUUAAUUUCCAGGCGGCACCUCCAGUUCUGGAAGUCACAUCUGAGGAAUGUUCAAAAGCCUUUACUCCAGGCCCCAUUUCUGCCUCCCAAGCCACCUCCCCCCAUCAUCACUGUCCCAGAUCCCCCCAAGACCAAUGAAGAGCAUCCCGCCCACUUAUUGGCCAAUCCUCUUUGUGCAGAUGUCAUCCUGGUGCUUCAAGACAAGGUUAAAAUCUACGCCCACAAGAUUUAUCUGUCUACCUCCUCCUCUAAAUUUUAUGACUUGUUUCUAAUGGACCUCAAUGAAGAGCCAGAGUCUGGCAGUGAAAGAGCAGUGAGCCACAAUGACAGGCAGGGCAGGGAACACUUAAUGAGAGCUGCUAGUUUUGAUGUCAGUGAAAGUACAGAUGAAGUUCCAACCACCCAACCAUUAUCCAAUCUUCGAGCCUCUACCAGUGAUGGUAUCUUGAAACUGAAUGCCUGUGAUCACAGUGCAAGAGCAAAAGCAUGGCUCAAAAGAAGAAAGAUAUUAUCGACGUGGAGCAAAGCUUUUAUCAGCAUCCAGGAAGAGAUGGCUGAAGAUCCCAUCACGCUGAACAAUCGGCUGAUGACUGUUGUCAGGAUGGACUACUCUGUUCACCCUGAUGCGUUCAGUGCUGUCAUGCAUUACUUGUACACUGGCCAGCUGGAUGAGAAUGAGAAGGAGCUGAUGCAGAUAGCCCACAUUGCAGAGCUGCUGGAGGUUUUUGACCUGCGUAUGAUGGUCGCCAAUAUUUUAAACAAUGAGGCCUUCAUGAACCAAGAGAUUACCAAAGCAUUCCACGUGAGGAGGGCAAACCGUGUCAAAGAAUGCCUUGCCAAGGGGACCUUCUCAGAUGUGGUUUUUAAGCUGGAUGAUGGGACAAUCUGUGCACACAAGCCCCUGCUGAUUUCUAGCUGCGAUUGGAUGGCUGCAAUGUUCGGAGGUCCGUUCAUGGAAAGCUCAACUAAGGAGGUGUACUUUCCAAACACGUACAAGAGUUGCAUGCAAGCUGUGUUAGAAUACCUGUACACAGGACAGUUCUGUUCUAGCCCGGACCUGGAUUCCAUGGAACUCAUUGUGCUGGCAAACCGCCUCUGCCUACCUCACCUGGUAGCACUAACAGAGCAGUACACAGUAAUGGGCCUGAUUGAAGCAACCCACCAAGGUGUAGACAUCGAUGGAGAUGUUCUUCUGUACCUGGAAAUGGCUCAGUUCCACUGUGCCCAUCAACUAGCUGAAUGGUGCCUGCAUCACAUCUGUACAAACUACAACAACGUAUGUCGCAAGUUUCCCAGGGAAAUGAAGGCAAAGUCUCCUGAAAACCAGGACUACUUUGAAAAGCACCGCUGGCCUCCUGUCUGGUUCCUAAAAGAGGAUGAUCACUACCAGCGAGCCAGGAAAGAACGUGACAAAGAGGAUUACUUGUGCCAGAAACGUCAACUGAAGCGCAAGUGGUUUUUCUGGAAUUCAAGUUCACCUUCCACAGCCUCGUCCUCUUCCACUGUUGUCUGAAACCAUGGCUUGGAUUAAUUGACCCUUUCUAUUUUAGAAAAAAAACUGUCGGUUCACCCAGUUUGAAGGCCUUAGUUUCCAAUUGGCCAAGCCUUCAGUGGAUUUUAAUAACGACGGGGCCAAAAUGGUGAAAGACAGCUAAACCAUGGCAGCCAAAGUGAGUUUUUAUUUUCUGAUGGCUGGUGCCAACUUUCUUCCUCUCUCUCUCUCCUCCUUUCUCUCUCUCUCCCUCUCUCAUUCAUAUAUACACAAACACACUAACACACACGUAAACACAUGUAUACAUACCAACACACAAACGAGGCAUUAAUAAAACUGAACUGUUGGCUCAACCCCAUAACUAUUGCCAGACUUGUAAGGGUUUGGUGAAACUGAAUCCUCUGCCACAUUGAUCAGAUCAGAUAAACUACAGUAAAGCAGUGGGAGAAUUUUGAUUGUGAUUUUAUAAUUGGCAACUUCUGUUAAACCUGGUUGCUGACAGGGAGCCAUCUCGUACAGUAGUACAUUUCAGGGAAGCAUGAUAUUUCCUUUGCAUGGAUCCUACUGUGGCUGAGCCAGCUCUGGUAAAACUGGUAUAUCCUAGGGUUCUUUAUUUGGGUACGAAUGGAAUGGUUCUUAUCACCUAUAUAUACUGCUCAUAGCUUCUGUUUAAAGAUUGAGAAAUCAGGGUUAAUUUCAUGGAAUUUUUAUCACAGAAUACUUAUCUUCCUCCUGAAUGUCGGAAUGUCACCUAAGAAUUUUUUUUUUUGUUGACUUAAAAAGUAAUCCCUGCAUUUGGAAUUUAUCCUUUACACGCUGGAUCUAUGAACAAAAUGUACAUGUUUUGUAUUUGAAAAGCUGAAGUAAAGUGAACUGGAAGUUUCAGUGAAUAAAUCUCAGUCAGGAGCAAGGUGAUUCCUUCUCCACGUGACAUGUAAGAUUCAGUAUUGUAAAAUGAUACCUGCGCAAACCGAACUCUGACACACUAUGAGGAGACAAUGUGAGGUGAGAGAUGAGUGAGUUGAAUUAUUUUCUUCACAGCUCCGAGGAGGUUUACACAGCAAUUUUUUCAGAUUUAUUUUUUUUCCCCCAAUUGUGAUACAUCAUUUAAAAAUGCAGCCGUUUUCCUAAUGUUGCAUUUUGACUGAACUCUUAAAUCUUUAGUCCAGGACAGCCCUGGGGAGAGACUGAAUCUAAGGUCAGACAAGAUAUUGCAGGUAUAUUUCAUGCAGCUUUUACAUAUUGAAAUUUUCUUCAUGACAUGCAUCGAGAAUGUUCUCCAGGUCUGGGCCAUUGGAAAUUGGAAUGGAAUCAAGGAAAAGUCAGUUUCCUUUUCACCCAUUUCCAUUUCCAUUUCCUUCGGCUUGUGCUGGAAAAAUAGUGAUCGAACUGUGAUUCUCAGGUUGGACAGUUUUCAACUUGAAACUUAGUUACAGCAGAUAUACAGACAGCCCAGCCCCGAUGCUGUUUGACUGUACCCUACGCACAUCCUGAGACUGUACUUGUACAUACUUUGGGUGAUACAUUGGUGCUGGAAGCACAUGGGGAACGCCAGACUGUUCCAAAGCUCUCGUGCAACAAUGGAUGGAUUGAUCCAAAACAAGACAAGUGUAAAUUAGCACAGUUUGAGUCAUGAAGAAAGAACAAGACACCCCUCCUUGUGGCGGUUCUUUAAUAAGCAGGCACUGAUGGACAUCACUUGUCUGUCGUGAAAGCAAAGUCCAAGUGCCUCCGCCAUCUUAUAAAACCAUUAUGUGAAACCAGAACACACAACAAAUCUGUUGGUGGUUUGUAGUAAUUCUACCAAUUGCUGAGCUUUGUGUACUUUGGCAUUUAGAAAGCACCUAUUGGAUGAGUUUUUGAGUUGUGAAUCCUUUUUAGAUUGAACAUUGAGUCCCUUUAUCUACUUAUUUAUUGUAUGGAUCUAAAGUAGUCUUUUUAUUGGAAUCAAACAUUCACCUUCGUUUGUUACCUUGUGAAUCAACAUGAACAAUUCGUUUUUAAGGAAAUCAGAGAUUUUUCUUGGGUAGUUGUUUUGCAGAAAGUGAUCAAGUUGAAGAAUAAACUGGAUGUGAAAAUAUUUUUAAAUGUUGUCAGUUGGUAAGUUUUUGUCUCUUGAGUGUAGGGAUCCUUGUGUAAAUACACGAAAAUGUCUUUGUAAAUGUGGUCUGAAACUACUCUCUACCUUUGAGAUACAAGCUUGUAAAAACGUGCAACAUGUCAAUCUCUGCUUUCCAAGUUGCUGGGAUUCUCUGCUGUUUGAGGUGCAGGGCAUUUGUAGUUGAUGCUUUUGUCAGAAUUGGGAGCUCCUUCCCCACACACACACACAUGCAGUACCCUGGGAAGCAAUGUGCAAGUUACACCUCUAAACUGUCUCUGUGUUGUAGAGGUGCUCCUCAUCUGCAAUCCAAACUCAGAAGUUGCAGUUAGAUUCCAGAAAUGCCUCACUGAUCAGGUCGUUUGCCUUACAGACAGCUCCCCUGGCUGGUACUGUUCUUGGGGUGGAGCGUAUCUGAGCCUGAGAAAGUAUGAGAAGCAAUAAAGAAACAAACCUCUGCGACAAAGAAUGGUAAGAAAAGUGGUCUGGCUUUGCAUGUGGACCCUUUAGUUAGAAGCAGGAAUUGAUUAAUCACCAGAAGACAAUGAUCUAAGGGAUUGCUUAACAAUCAGACAGACUGAAAGAGACAAAAGAACAAUUGUGCUGAACUGGGGAAAGCAGUGAAGGAAACAGGAACUGGUUAUCACGUAAAACUGCAGCUUUCAGCUGCCCAGCAUUUGUCAGCUUGUUCAAUCUGAAGAAGUCCUUCAGCAUUGUCAGUGGUUCAAGGCUGUUAGGCUGUUGUGCGUGCUCUCCAGAGAAUGGGUUUGUUUUUUUAGCAGCUCGUCAGGAUCCUCCCUGAACCUUUUUCAUGUCUGGCUUAGCCGCAUUUAUUCAAGGCAUAAAUCUUAACUUGCAUCCUUGUUUUAACAAUGCAAGUGCAGAACACUUUGCUCAGGGUAGUUGCUGUGAAGUUAAAACUAUGGCAGUCUCGGGGCUGUGACAGUGCGCAAGCUUUUCUGAAAUCUUUUCCAGAUUUGAAUACUUCAAACAGAUUUCAAAACCUGCACUGCAGUUCUUUAAUAUAUCCCACAAGUUUUAACACCUCAGCCUAAUACGCUGAUCCGUAUGACCGCAUUGUGAUGGGUUGAGUGGGGGAGCAAUUCUGAGUAAUUCUGUCGACAAAGCUACACCAACAUAACUGGAGAAACACCAGCAGCAUCUGCAGAGGGAAGGGGAAAAAAAUCAGAGGAAACAUUUCCAGUCCUGGAACACACUGCUUCAGAACUUGAAGCUGUUGCGUUUCUCCAGCGAUUGUCUGUGCAAGCGUGCGCAGUAUUUUGCUUUUCCAUGGGGUUUCGCUGCUGUUUACUUGUAUACCAGUCUGCACAUCGGAAGUGAGGGGAUGGGGUUUUCCACAAGAUCCCUGUGGAGUGAGGUGCAAAUUCCCACUCACUGCUGUCAUAACUGGAAAAGGUGUUUUAUCUGGGACACAAUCCGCUGUCAAUAUUCCUCACCACAGCAGAGAAGGGAUAUUUUCGGAACGAAGCACAUGGAGAAGCCUCUCCAAUGAUUUGCUUUGCCUUUAGGUUUGUUUCUGGUGGAGUUGCAUCUGAGCUGCUUCCACUUCGCCUCCAGCACCCUCCCCAGGCCCAUAUCCUUGGCUCACAGGAGCCAAGUCCAUCUCUAUAUGCUGCUGAGAAAGGGGCAGGACCCCUAUCCCUCCUGAAUCAGGGCACACAGAGCUGGGCUCUCUGCUCUUGUACACUGUCACUCCAGCUGGGCUUUCCACAAGGUACACCAUUUCCCCCUCCACUGUCUUCUUCAAGGGCUCUAUUGGUCUGGGGGAAAUCUGCACAGACACAUGAUCUGUUUUUCUGUGCGGUCUUUUCCUUGGAGAUAGCAGAAGGCUUGGAGGAACCAGCAACACCAACUCCUCAACACCCAAGGCUUGGGACAGCAGAGGCCAGGCACAGAGUGUACACUAAGUGAUGGGUGAGGCUCCCAGCAAGGUGCACUUAGAAUGACACGGACAGGGUGGACAGUAGACAGACAGGACUUUAUUGCAGCCUCCGAGCAACAUGAAAAAGGACCAGCAGAUAACAGGAGAAAGCAAAGAGGGUGACUUUUAUCUGGAAAGUACUGCCUGAAUGGACAGCUUGUGGAGGCAUAUUUAAUCAUAACUCUUCAAGUAGCAGUUGCUGUUGAGAGCAUAAAACAUGCCAGAUAGUGGGGGGUGGACACGCUAGUGAAAUUCAGGGCAUUAUUCAUUCAAAGGGCAAACACAGGCCCAACGGGGCAGAAUGGCCCUAUAUUGUGCAGUUCAAUUGUUAUCUUUGUAACAUUUCUUUUCUGACUGAGAGAGGAUAUUAUCCGGGUCGGGGCUUCUGGGCCUGAGGAAGCACUGUACUUGGAAGAAACGUUUAAAAUAAAACAGCUGAAUCUUAUUGACCUGCUCCAUGCCAGAAUGUCAGGGGGUGUAUUUGUGUGUGUGCGUGUGUGUGUUACUUAAGUCAACUGGCUCAUAAAGGCGCUUAAGAACCUAUGGAUUAUAUUUCUUAAAGUGACUGGGAGCUGCUGUUUCCUGAUAGGAAAUCGGGUGGGGGUGAACAGAAAGCUAAGUGGUAAACCAGCCAGCCAGUUCAUUUUAUGUUCCUCGACCCUGCACCUCAUCACUAAAUAACAGGCCAGAGGGCUGACUGAGAAAUCCAGUUCUUCUGUUUUUUUGUGCAAGUCAGAAUGCCAUGCUCUGCACGAAUUGCAACCAGUAUUCCUGCAGUGGUGGACUCCUGCAGCUGCUGUCACCUAGCAUUUGCUUGCUGCAGGGAGAGAAACAGAAGACUGGAUGCCUUGAAGGGGUUGUGUCCAAUCACAGAACCUUCUGAAUGUCUCACUGUGGCACGACUGAACAGAGCAUUGAGGCACUGUUGAAAGAUCAGCCACGCAGACAUGAAUUCUAUGAGUUUAGCGAGUUGACCUUGCAUGAACGUUUUGGAUCAACUCAUUGAACAGACCAGGCAAGCAUAUUGGUCUGGCAGCCAUGAAAAUAUCUGGCCCUGGUGUGCCGCUUUGAGAAAGGCCUCAGUGUUUCACAGUAUGACAUGAUUCACAUUCGCCCCCAAACAGGAAUGCAAGGCUAUUCUUGCCUGCACUUGCAACAGUGAUGAGGGAAACUAAACUGAAGCAGAAAUAGACCAUUCAACCUGAAGAAGAAAGGUCACUGGACUCCAGGCUUUCACUUUUUGUCAUUUCUUCACCACUUGCCUGCAGAGCACUCCACCAGAGCACUUGGUACUGGUGCUUGGUCUACACAUAAGCCUCCUCCAAACUCUUUGUAUUUCAGCACAUCCCCUGGUCAACAUUUCCUUUGAGGUUAUUAAGUAAUUAGCUGUAGUCAGUAAAAUACCAAGGGCAUCUCCCUCUGUUGGAGAGGGACACAUUGGUUAUAGGGUGGAGGGCAACCACUCCACAAGGCAAGGAGACAAGUCUGCAUGCAUCCACACAGCCAUUAGGUACAUGGAUUGAACCCAUGCUGUUGACAUCAUUCUACAACACACCCAAUUUAACUGAGCUCACUAAUCCCCACAGACUAAUAUUUUAAUAUUCUCUUGCCAGUCUGAAGGAUGUGCUUGGUCAGUCAGUGCGAAUGUUUGUGUUAGAAACAGAAACAAAUUAGCUCAACAAGCAGAAGGAGGCCCUAUGACCCCCUCUGUCAUUCUGUAAAAUAGUGAUUGAUCUGAUCUAAGCCUCAAAUCCAUUUUUGGUGUGUUACAUCACAGCAUAGUGUGAUACUGAAGCAGGUCAACUUCAAUUUCAAUUCCCUGUGCUAGUUGACAAUUUAGAGUUGGUCCUGCAGUUGUUGGGGGUCAUAAUUAGCCUCCGGUGAUUCGACCCAUCACACAAAGUGGAUACUUAGUGCAUUUCGUGAGAGAGGGGUGAUGUGAUGAGGAAAGACUUGGGUACAGCAGUGAUGUCUCCACAAUCAAAUAGUCCACACUUGCAGUCAAAGCUCUCAAUGGCGAAAACCAGGAGCUGUUGAGCUGUAACUCCACCAUCAGCAAGUGCCUUGAGAGAAUAUUUUUAAUUUUAUAUUCUUGGAACCUGCCGCCCACACUGCCCCCACCCCUCUCCCUACUUCCCGGGUCAUUUGUGCUGCCAUUAAUGGGAGUCAUGAAGAUGGAGUAACAAAUUCUAUACAGAUAUUUGGUUGCAGGUUGAGAGAUUUCACAAGAGCAAACAUCUUGUUGAGAGUCUGAUCCUGAACUGAGGGGGGUAAUUUGAACAAUUUGAACAUAACUCUGCAUGGGGGAGUGUUCUGGGAUCAUGUGGAUUGCUGGUUUUACAAAACAGCCAAUAUUACUCUCCACUGAAAUCAAGGGAGAGCAUAAUUCAGGCAAAAGCAACAACUGGAAUCUAUACAGUGCCUACAACUUAGAAAAAGGUGCCUCACAGGAAACCUGGUCAAAGAGAAUUUAACGUUGCAUCCACAUGAGGCAGAAGGAUUGGUGACUGAAAGCUUGGUUCAUGAGGUAUGUCUUCAGACGAUCAAAGGACAGAGGAUCAAGGGGUUUUGAGAUUGGGUUCUGAAACCUUGGUGCCUCACCUGAGCAGCUGAAGGCACUGCUGCCAAGUACAAGUGAUAGAAAAUGGGGAACGUGGAAGAGCUAGAAUUGGAAGGCAGCAGGCAGUGUGUCAAACCAGUAUAGGUUUCCUAAUGGGCAGGUGAUCUUGAAAAUGCCCCUCUUACAUUUAUGUUGAUUCUUCAUCCACUUUCAGGUCUUUAAAAAAUUAUGAAGUGCUGGAUAUUUGUAUUCCAUGAGUGCUGCUCAGCUCUGGCUGUGCAAUACAUCAAUUUAUACGUUAUUACUGUAUAUUUUAAUGUUAGAUAAGUGCUCGAUGUAGUAUUGAGAUGAAUUCAUGUAUUGUCCUUUCUUAUCUUAAAUUGACAAUUGCUGUUAGAUAUUUUCAAUGCGAAGAAAAUAUUUUUGUACCUGUUUGUUGGUGUUGAUGUGUUACUGAAGAGAGAAUUAAGAAUUGAAAUAUGUGGCACGUGCAAUGUUCAUGUAUUAAAAAUUGAAUUAAAAUUAA